AUGGUUUGGUUCCCAUUAUGUAAUCGCACUCGCUAUCUCGUCUGUUCUCAUCGUUUUGUGGCAGACAUCAUGUUGGGAUUGCCAAGACGAUGGAUCCGCCAACUAGGAUAUGUGGGUGUACUAUUGAUGUUCUGUAUUGGCUUGGUGCUUGUGGCCAACAAACAACGUUUAAUUGUGCUCGACGACUACUUGGGAGCAGGAUUUACCCCUAGUUUCUUCCAGCCAUCAUCCGAUCUGUACAUCGUAGACAUCGCUAUUCGUUCCUGUUUCAAGCUAGGAUCCGCCCUGAGUGAGUGUGGUGUUCCAGGAAAGAACGAGGGUGUUUUGGGCAAUUUAGGGCUGUCUGGUGAAUGGGUAAAGAUCGAUAAGGACCUCACCUUGGGUAACUCGUGGGUCCAAAAACAAUAUUUUUCCUAUAAGAAAGCCAAGUACGAGGCAUUGGACGGCAAGAUUUCUAUGGAAGGCGACCAGGAAAACGCAGGAAAGAGGGAAGAAAAAUUAGUGGACCAGGUGAUAAUCGAUAUAGCCAUAGCUAAUCCAGCUAAAGAUGCGACCCUUCCUGGAAACGAAAAGCUCAAACUUCCUUACGAUUUGGCAGCCAAUUUCUUUUCUGGUACUCCCUAUGAUGAUGAGGAACACACAGCUCUCGUGGACUCGCAGCGGGCUCAAAUGAAGGGCAAGCUCACAGCGGUUACGGUUGAGAAACAUAAAGCGGCCAGCAACGAGAUUAAUCGUAUCAACCUCGAAAAUGAGAGAAAAGAAGCGGAGAAGGAAAAGGAGGAAAAGGCAGCAAAAGAAGCAGAGAAGAAAGGAGAAAAAGCAGAAGCAAAGAAGAAAGCAAAUGAUGACUCCGGCAACAAAAAGAGAACAGAAGAAACUUCGAGACACGCACUUAAAACCUCCAUUACCAUGCCUUCCAUGGAUCAGGUGAAAGCCAGAGGCUGGCGCUACAAGUCUCAUGGUAUAUGGGUACGUUAUGGACCGCCAUCUCAUAAAAAUGCUAUCACUGGAAUUGACAUUUUGUUUGGUGAAGGUGCCGUAGAUCCACGCCCCAACUGGCAGUUGAACACCAAGGGCCAUAUUCAAGGCAUAUCAACCACUGCUGACCGGAAACCUUACCUCACAAUAAGACGAGGGCCCAAACUUGAUUAUAAGUCAAAGCAGUACCAAACACCACUUAAAAUGAACAAGAACGGCAAAUUCAAAAUUCUUCAAGUGGCCGAUUUGCACCUUGCUACUGGCAACGGCAAAUGCAGAGAUCCCGUACCAGCAGAGUCUGCCAAAAACUGCUUAGCUGAUCCCAGAACCCUCAAGUUUUUGAACACAAUGCUUGAUACAGAAAAGCCAGAUAUGGUGGUUUUGACUGGGGACCAAAUCUUUGGUGACAAUGCCCCCGACGCAGAAACCGCAGUUUUCAAGGCCCUUGACCCCAUUAUCAAGCGCAAGAUUCCUUAUGCUGUUACCAUGGGAAAUCACGACGACGAAGGCUCCAUGACGAGACAGGAGAUCAUGUCGUUAUCAGCUAAUAUGCCAUAUUCCGUUGCAGCAGUUGGACCCGAAGCGGUUGCGGGAGUAGGCAACUACGUCGUACCCAUCGAGGGAUACUCGACUCACAAUACUGCUAUCACAUUGUACUUCCUUGACACACACAAAUAUUCGCCAAACCCCAAGGUGAAUCCCGGCUACGAUUGGAUCAAAGAAUCGCAACUAAAAUGGCUCGAAGAAGAAGGUGCCAGUCUACAAAAAUCAUCCGCAGCAUACUCGAAGAUGCACAUGUCUAUGGCAUUUUUCCACAUUCCUCUCCCAGAGUACCGAAAUAUCGACGGUCAAACCAAGGUCGGUGAACUUCGUGAAGGUGUAACUGCUCCGCGAUACAAUACUGGAGCCAGGUCUGUUCUUGGAAAGUUGGGUGUUUCUGUGGUGAGUGUUGGUCAUGACCAUUGCAACGACUACUGUGUGCUUGAUGUUCAAGACAAAGAUAGUUCUAGAGAAAACCGCAUGUGGUUGUGCUACGGCGGUGGUUCAGGAGAGGGUGGAUAUGGUGGGUAUAAUGGGUAUAUUCGAAGAAUGAGGGUGUACGAAAUCAACACUAAUGAUGGAAAGAUAGAGACGUGGAAACGCCUCGAGAGCCAAACGGGGAAGGAGGUGGAUAGAUACACCCUCGUCUCCGAGGGAAAGCUAGCAUAA
Messenger RNA from Meyerozyma guilliermondii ATCC 6260, 2187 nucleotides. RefSeq names its product phosphoprotein phosphatase. Lineage: Eukaryota; Fungi; Ascomycota; Pichiomycetes; Serinales; Debaryomycetaceae. Bases 1 to 2187 code for a protein of 728 amino acids. Gene Ontology annotation, molecular function: phosphoprotein phosphatase activity. The record is from RefSeq and is a predicted model, not a curated record. Gene Ontology annotation, cellular component: cytoplasm. The transcript has a single exon.